This is a messenger RNA of Xenopus laevis (African clawed frog), 1659 nucleotides long. It is a transcript of the gene selenbp1.S, whose product is annotated as selenium binding protein 1 S homeolog. Gene Ontology annotation, cellular component: nucleus; cytosol; membrane. Gene Ontology annotation, molecular function: methanethiol oxidase activity; selenium binding. NCBI's taxonomy places the organism in Eukaryota, Metazoa, Chordata, Amphibia, Anura, Pipidae. The record is from RefSeq and is marked provisional.
GAGACUCACAGCAGCGUGUGGGACAGACAGACAGACAGACAGACGCAGGAAUGGCCAAGUGUGGAUCAUGUGGGCCGGGGUACAAGAGCCCUCUGGAUGCCAUGAAAGGCCCCAGGGAGGAGAUUGUCUACCUGCCCUGUAUCUACCGCAGCACCGGCAUCAACAAGCCCGACUACCUGGCCACCGUGGAUGUGGAUCCCAAGUCCCCGACGUACUCCCAGGUGAUCCACCGACUUCCGAUGCCCAACGUGAACGACGAGUUGCACCACUCCGGCUGGAAUACCUGCAGCAGUUGCUACGGAGACAGCAGCAAAGUCCGUAACAAACUCAUCCUCCCCUGUCUCAUCUCUUCUCGCGUCUACGUGGUGGAUGUUGGCACCGACCCCCGGGCUCCCCGACUCCACAAGACUGUGGAGCCACAUGAAGUUUAUUGGAAGUGCGGCCUGGCCAACCUGCACACCUCUCACUGCCUGGGCUGUGGGGAGAUCAUGAUUAGCGCCUUGGGGGACCCCUGUGGGAAUGGAAAAGGGGGCUUUGUUCUGCUGGACGGGGAGACGUUUGAGGUAAAAGGGAACUGGGAAGCGGAAGGGGAAACAGCUCAGUUUGGAUAUGAUUUCUGGUACCAACCGCGCCACAACGUCAUGAUCAGCACCGAAUGGGGGGCCCCUAAAGCCUUUGCUCUGGGUUUCAAGAUGGAGGAUGUACUGGCUGGACAAUAUGGUCACUCCUUGAACGUCUGGGAUUGGACAGAACACAGGCUGGUGCAGACCAUAGACCUGGGGAAGGACGGGCUGAUACCGCUGGAGAUUCGCUUCCUACACAACCCCGACGCCGACCAAGGCCUGGUGGGCUGCGCCCUGAGUAGCUCCAUCUUCCGCUUCUACAAAGAGAAGGAUGGCAAAUGGGCCGCAGAGAAGGUGAUCCAGGUGCCCAGUAAGAAGGUGGAAGGGUGGGCACUGCCCGAGAUGCCAGGGCUUAUAACAGACAUCCUCAUCUCAUUGGACGAUCGUUUCCUCUACUUCAGUAAUUGGCUACACGGAGACAUUCGGCAGUAUGACAUCACCAACAUCAGGAACCCCAAAUUGGUGGGGCAGAUCUUUUUGGGGGGCAGCAUUCAGAAAGGGGGACCGGUCGCUGUACAAGAAGAUAAGGAACUGGAGUGUCAGCCUGACCCUGUGACUGUCAAGGGGAAGAUUAUACCUGGGGGGCCACAGAUGAUUCAGCUCAGCCUGGAUGGGAAGAGAAUUUAUGUGACCAGCUCCAUAUACAGCAUUUGGGACAAGCAGUUCUACCCCGACAUGCUCAAAGAAGGGGCGGUCAUGCUGCAGAUUGACGUGGACACGGAGAAGGGAGGCCUCAAGCUGAACCCCAACUUCCUGGUGGAUUUUGGAAAGGAACCAGAUGGCCCUGUGCUUGCCCAUGAGCUCCGAUACCCCGGGGGCGACUGCAGUUCUGAUAUCUGGAUCUGAGGCCUUUGGGGCAGGAAAAUAAUGGGGGUCGGACCAAGUGGACAUCGAGCCGCUCGUCUGUAUGAAUCAAAGUCUAAUGUGAUAUGUGUGGAUCAGGACUGUGGGAUACCCCAGUAUUACUCAUAUACCCCAAAUAUAUGGGGGGGGAGUUAUGAUUUUCUGUAUCUUUUCUUAAAUUCCAUUUUCCAAA